Paramecium octaurelia is the source of this 285-nucleotide messenger RNA. The record is from the annotation of a GenBank genome assembly. NCBI's taxonomy places the organism in Eukaryota, Ciliophora, Oligohymenophorea, Peniculida, Parameciidae.
AUGCAGAACAUUUUAUUAUAGGAGGGAAACAACACCAUAAAGAUUAAUACAAACAAUCAAAUUCAAAGAGAAGAGGAUGAUUAAGAUUCUGAUUAAUCCAAAGUAGAUAUCAAUAACUCCUAAUCAAAAGAGACUGAAAGUAAUAACUAAUCGGAAUUGUUAAUAAAGAUGAUAAAAAAUUCUUUGUAUAUUUAUGCGUACUUCAGCAUAAGCAUUAAAAUAUUAAACUUGUUUAAGCCAAAGUAUAAAUUCAUCUGGAAUAUGUACGAGCAUAUUUAAAAAUGA